ACCCACUGUUUCCACGGACGGACGCCCAAAACCACGAGCUGGAGCGCCCACCGUUCCUUCCACCCGGCCGCCGUCGUCUCCUCCCGCGCUUGCUUUAUCUACCGCUCGCCUCUGCUCCCACGGCUCCACAUCCAUCCAUCCAUCCAUCCAUCAUAUACCUCAUCGUAGGAGCGCUCAGCGGCAAUGUGCAGAGCACCGGUGGACGACCUCGGCCGGCUCGCGCCGCGGCCCCGGACACGGCGCCUCGACGUGCGCGCCUUCUACCUCCGCCUAUCCUCCUCAUCACCCACGUCGACGCCGCCAGCGGAGCUCACGCUGCUCUACCGCCCGGCCAUCGGCGGCGCAGCCUUGGAGCUGGCCGGCCGCGCGCUCCCGCCGGCCAGCCCCGCCGAGGUCGCCCUCGCCCGCGUGCGCGGCGCCAAGGACGACGAUGCCCCGGCGUACGCCAGCGCGGACCGCGUCUCGGCCGCCGAGGGCGCGCGCUUCGAGGUGUACGACGGGAAGGAGCUCGCGGCCGAGGGCGCCUUCUUCUUCGCGCGGGGGCUCGACGGGUGGCGCGUCGAGUGCCGCCGGCCGGCCGCGUCGCGCUCGCGGGUGGCGGAGGUGCUGGUCCUCGCCAAGGGCGGCGCGCUCAUAAGGGCCAGGGCCAGGGCGGCGAGGCGGGCCGGUCUCGGGUGCAGCGCGACGCCGCUCGAGGGGAUACCGGAGGAGGGGCCGUGCGGGUGCCAGUGCGGGGCAUGCGGGGACGACGACUGGGAGAUGGUCGGAGACAGCAGCGACGAUGACGCCGACGCCGACGCCGGCCACGGGUUGAAGGAGGAGGAGGAGGUGGACGCGGAUUCGAUGCGGUGGGCGCUGGAGAUGGGCGCCUGGGCGGUGUGCGUCGGGGUCGGCCUGCUCGCCACCGCCCGGCGGUUUAGCCGGAGCCGGAGGAGGGCCGCGCUCCGGUGAUCCCUUCCCGCCCGCCGAAAAGGGAGGAAUUUGUUUAGCUUACUGUUCUUUUCACCGAGUCAACCAACCAAAAGUGUAUAUAUUCACCGGAUUUUGCACUAGUUUAUUUCUCUAGCGAUUUUGUCAAGCUUUCUGUGUAUGUAAUGUGAUGUGUAGAUACGCUCGCUCCGAAGGAAUCCAUAACUGUUGACGAGUUC
Molecule: messenger RNA, 1148 nt
Organism: Hordeum vulgare subsp. vulgare (domesticated barley)
Lineage: Eukaryota; Viridiplantae; Streptophyta; Magnoliopsida; Poales; Poaceae
Exons: 1
Coding region: 184-951 (255 amino acids)
Source: RefSeq, a predicted model, not a curated record